Messenger RNA from Paramecium pentaurelia, 1298 nucleotides. NCBI's taxonomy places the organism in Eukaryota, Ciliophora, Oligohymenophorea, Peniculida, Parameciidae. The record is from the annotation of a GenBank genome assembly.
AUGGGAUCAUGCUGCACUGGUUCUUAAGGAUAGGAGAAGAAUUGUCAAAUCAUCUUAUAAACAUAAAUACAAAAUACUAUAAUAUCCGAUUAUGAUAUUAAAUAUCAUAAACAAAUUUAAUUCAUCUAAGGUAGGAUUGUGAACUAUAUUUAAGCAUGUGCUAGAGGAUAUCUUGUAAGGAAAAGAUAUUAAAAUCUAAUAUAAAAGUUGAAGAAAGAGAAAAUACUAUCAAAAGAAUAAAACAAUUAUUCUAAUGAGUUAAGUUUCAAAGACACCUUUCCAUUUCAAGACACUAAACAUACUUAAAUGACUAAAAAUCAACACUAAUAAUUAUAUCAAGUUAAGAAAUUACCAAAAGUACCUGACUAUUUAAGCAAUAGAGUUAAUAAGGUAAUAUGACAUUUUACUUUAAUUGAAAGAUUCUGUUAUUAUAUACAAAUUUUAAAUAUGACAGUGAAGAAGAUAACAAAUUUAAUUUUCCAAUAUAUUAACUAGAUGAUGGUUCUAUUUAUCAUGGACAAUGGAAAAAUGGGUAAGAAAACUUAUUAUUCAGUCUUAGACAUGGUUGUGGAAAGUAAUAUUGGCAAAAUGGUACCUUUUACGAAGGAUAUUGGGCAUUUAAUAUGUUUGAUGGUAGAGGUAGAUUGGUUCAUAGUGAUGGCAAUAUUUAUGAAGGAGAAUUCAAAAAUGAUAAAGCUUCUGGAAAAGUAUUUUAAUUAUUCAUUUUUAGGGAGUAUAUUAUAGUAUUGAUGGAUUAAAAUAUGUAGGAGAAUGGGAAAAUGAUGUAUAAAAUGGUUUAGGAAUGGAGAUAUGGCAUGAUGGCACUACUUAUAAUGGAGAAUAUAAAAAUGGACUAAAAAAUGGAUAAGGAGUAUUUAAAUGGUCAGAUGGAUCAGUUUAUACUGGAUAAUUCAUUGAUGGUAAUCUUGAAGGACUAGGGUAAUUUAAAUGGGAAGAUGGUAGAAUUUAUGAAGGAUAUUGGAAGAACAAUUGUAUGCAUGGAAAUGGAGUAAAUUUUAUUUUUAAUUUCUAGUAAUUUAGAUGGCCAGAUGGAAGGAAAUAUGAGGGAUAAUAUAAUAAUGGUAUUAAAGAAGGAGUAGGUCAAUUUGAGUGGCCUGAUGGUAGAGUAAUAAUAAAAAUCUUUAUUGUUUUAGCUCUACAAAGGAGAUUGGCAAAAUAAUAAAUAAAAUGGCAUUGGGAUUUAUUUAGGAUACAACGGAAUCGAAAAAGAAGGAGAAUGGGCUGAUGGGAAACUUGUAAGAUGGAAUAAAGGUAAAGCCAGAAUGUCUAUAAUCUGA